Messenger RNA from Hypoxylon fragiforme, 3099 nucleotides. RefSeq names its product OPT-domain-containing protein. The transcript has 2 exons. Bases 1 to 3099 code for a protein of 1032 amino acids. Gene Ontology annotation, molecular function: oligopeptide transmembrane transporter activity. The record is from RefSeq and is a predicted model, not a curated record. NCBI's taxonomy places the organism in Eukaryota, Fungi, Ascomycota, Sordariomycetes, Xylariales, Hypoxylaceae. Gene Ontology annotation, biological process: transmembrane transport.
AUGUCCAGUGAUCAUUCGCAAUCUUUUCCAUUACGACCCAUAACAUCUUCCUCUGCUACCACCUCUGCUACCACCUCUGCUACCACCUCUGCUACCACAUCCACUGUCACACCCAAUACCACUUCCAGCUCCGCCUUACCCGCUCAUCCAGUCGACCUAUCAGACCCCACGUCGCCAACCACCAGCCAUACAAAUAUUGCUGCCUCCUCCUCAGGCUCGACCGAAUCCUUUAGUAGAUUAUCACGCUCUCCAUCGAGCACGAGCCAUGACUCUCGCCAGGUCAAACUUGACUCCGAGGCAAAUCGCAACCUUGCCGUCGACGGCCGAGGAUUAAGGAUUAUGUCGCAAGCUCCUCUUUUGAUUCGCUCUUCGCCCGGCUUUGGCGCUGGAUCAUAUGGAGCUGCCCCUGUUCAUCCUGAGACCAAGGACCCUGAUAGCGACGACGAUGUUCAAGAGCCCUUGAGUAGAAGAGCUAGCGCGGAAACCCCCUACUCCAGGCGGCGCCAUUCUAGCGAUGCUGGUCGUGAUACAACCUUUAGAACAAGCACAUCUUCUCUAACCCGGAGAAAGCAGAGUCUAUCUGACGAGGUUGGAGUGAAUGCAGUAGCGGGGGGUCCUGAAGGUCGCUUUAGCGUAAGCGAAAGCGCUUUCACGAAUGACUUGGCUUCGGAUCCAUUGUUGGAUAGCCCGGUGCCUGACGAUGAAGACGGCUCUGACGAUGCGAACGAAGGGAGCGACCAGGACCCCCCGGAUAAUUCCCCUUAUCCCCUGGUUCGAGCGUCUGUCUCACCAACUGACAACACGUCUCUAUCUAUAAACACGCCUCGAAUGUGGAUGUUAUCUACUUUGUUUUCUAUACUUGGUUCUUCUACAAAUCUCUUCUUUUCUUUGAGAUACCCUAGCGUUUCAAUUACACCCGUUAUAGCCUUGCUUCUAGUUCAUCCUCUCGGCCUUUUGUGGGACUACCUUCUCAAACGACCAGAUGACCCCCCCGAACAGUUUUUGGAUGGUGUACGAAUAAAUGACCUAAAUGAUAAUAGUCAAGCUCAAGCUCUGAAGCAGAGGAGUCGCGCAGGGCGUCUUCGCCUCUGGCUAGCUCAGGGUAGCUGGAAUGAAAAAGAGCACAGCUGCGUGUAUGUUAGCAGCAACGUUUCUUUCGGCUUCGCGUUCGCAACGGAUAUCAUUGUUGAGCAAACCCAAUUUUACAAGCAAGAUGUCGGUAUUGCCUAUCAGCUUCUGCUUACGCUCUCGACCCAAAUUUUGGGUUAUACGUUUGCCGGGUUGACAAGGCGCUUUUUAGUACGCCCAGCCGGCAUGAUCUGGCCUGGUACUUUGAUGUCCGCCGCUAUGUUCACGACUCUGCAUAAAGAGGAGAACAAACCAGCCAACGGGUGGAGGGUAAGCAGAUGGAGGUUCUUCUUCAUCGUCUGGAUAUCGGGCUUUAUCUUCUACUUCCUCCCCGGCUUGUUAAUGCCAGCGCUCAGUUACUUCAAUGUAAUAACCUGGUUUGCGCCGGAUAAUGUCGUUGUGGCAAACUUAUUUGGAGUUGCUUCCGGCUUGGGUCUUUUCCCGCUCACGUUUGACUGGGCCCAGAUCGCGUACAUUGGCUCGCCUUUGUUAACACCUUUCUGGGCUGCAAUGAAUGUUAUUGGCGGUCUGGUGAUAGUCAUGUGGAUCAUUGCGCCCAUUGCGUAUUAUAGCAACCUGUUCUACUCAUCUUACAUGCCAAUUCUCUCCGCGUCAGUCUAUGACAAUACGGGCAAGAUAUAUGAUGUCAGCAAGAUUCUAACGCCCGAGUUUCUCUUUGACCGAGAGGCGUAUUCAAAUUAUAGUCGGGUAUUCCUCCCGAUUACCUACGUCCUCAGCUAUGGUCUACAGUUUGCAGGGCUCGCAUCACUCCUAACCCAUACUACUUGUUGGCAUGGCAAGGACAUCUACGUCCAGUGGAAACGUUCCUUGCAAGAAGCAGAUGGUGAGAAUAAAACAUCAUAUCAGCCACUCGAAAGUGAAAGCAACGGGAGGGCUUCCCGUCCAGAUGGCCCAGGUAUCACGAGGUCUAGUUCCACAUUCGACAAUAUUUUAAGCCAUGAAGAUGUGCAUAACCGCCUUAUGAAAAGAUACAAAGAUGCGCCAAUCACCUGGUAUUUGUUGACGUUCAUUUCUAUGACUGCCAUAGGUAUUUUUGUCGUCGAAUAUUACCCAAUUCAUCUUCCGUGGUAUGGCCUACUACUCGCCCUCGGGAUAUGCGCUGUGCUUUUUAUACCUAUCGGUAUUGUCAUGGCAGUGACAAAUCAACAUAGCAGCAUCUACUUAAUUUGCCAGCUUAUAUGUGGCGUCGUAUUUCCUGGAAGACCCGUGGCUAACAUGGUUUUUGUGACCUAUGGCUACAUCUCGUCUGCCCAGGGAAUCAAAUUUGCAGCAGACCUAAAAUUGGGGCAUUACAUGAAGAUCCCACCGAGGCUUCUAUUCUCCGUCCAGAUGGUCGCAACAACUGUCUCGUCUGUCACGCAGAUCAUCGUGCUUAAUUGGAUGUUCCGUAACGUCCCGGGAAUUUGCACCACCUCAGCUAUCAACGGCUUCACCUGCCCGAUUGCUAGAGUUCAUUUUAACGGGUCCAUCCUAUGGGGCGUCGUUGGCCCGACCGAGUUCUUUGGACCGAACGCGACCUAUCGUCCUUUGGUGUGGUGCUUUCUGAUCGGAGCCGUCGCCCCGAUCCCCCUGUGGCUAUAUGGCCGCAAAAGGAGAGGAAGUAUUGUUCGAAAAAUCAACCUCCCGGUCCUCUUCGGCUCGCUGAGCUGGAUCCCGCCCGCCACCGGCUUGAACUUCUCAGUCUGGGCCGUGGUCUGCUACUUAUUCAACUACCUGAUCAAGAACCGCGCGUCGGCCUGGUGGGCUAAGUACACGAUGACCCUCAGCGCAGCUCUCGACUCAGGUCUAGCCUUCGGCAUCGUCGUCGUGUUCUUCGGCUUCAUAUACCCCGGCUGGAUGGAGGGCUUCAGCUGGUGGGGCACGGAGGUCUAUAAAAGUGGCUGCGACUGGCAGGCUUGCUCGUACAAUACGGUGCCUAAUGGUAGUCGGUUUGGGCCGGAUAGAUGGUAG